AUGCCUGCAGCUGAUGUAAAGAACGAUGAGGGUCCCAUCGGACUCUCCGACUUUGGAGACAACAUGGACAUCGCAACCUUUGAGCAGAUUCUCGAGAUGGACGAUGAUGAGGAUGAGAGAGAAUUCAGCAGAAGCAUCGUCUUUGAUUUCUUCCAACAGGCCGACAACACAUUCGACAAGAUGGACGAGAACAUUGAAUCAAAGGACCUCGCCCAACUCAGCGCCCUCGGUCACUUCCUCAAGGGUAGUAGCGCAACACUUGGCCUGACGAAGGUCAAGGACAGCUGCGAAAAGAUUCAACACUACGGCGCACAAAAGGACGAGACGGGCACACACGACGAGCCCGACGUCGAGAAGUGCCUCGACAACCUCAAGGUCGUCAUCGCACAAGCAAAGAAAGACUUCCAGACCGUCGAGCGUCUGUUGAGGAGGUUCUACCACGACGACGAGUAG
This is a messenger RNA of Aureobasidium subglaciale EXF-2481, 453 nucleotides long. RefSeq lists its product as uncharacterized. The record is from RefSeq and is a predicted model, not a curated record. NCBI's taxonomy places the organism in Eukaryota, Fungi, Ascomycota, Dothideomycetes, Dothideales, Saccotheciaceae. Gene Ontology annotation, molecular function: protein histidine kinase binding; histidine phosphotransfer kinase activity. Gene Ontology annotation, biological process: phosphorylation; phosphorelay signal transduction system. Gene Ontology annotation, cellular component: cytoplasm; nucleus. Bases 1 to 453 code for a protein of 150 amino acids. The transcript has 3 exons.